UGUGAGAUGGCGCUAGUAUCGGCUUUCGUUAGACAUCAAUUUCGUUUAUUGUAAAUGACAUCUAACAAGAAAAUGUUAAAAAUUUUGGUGAGUGGAGAUGUGGAGGGAAAAUUCAAUCAACUUUUCUCCCGAGUAACUGCUGUUAAUAAAAAGAAUGGACCUUUUGAAAUGUUGAUAUGUGUAGGAAAUUUCUUUGGAGAAAAUAAUGAUCAAUGGGAUUUAUAUAAAAAAGAGAUUAGCAAAGCUCCAAUUACUACAUAUGUGUUAGGACCUUGUAAGCCUGAGCAUGAACAGUUUUUUCCAGAUAUAAAUGGUUGUGAACUUGCACACAAUAUUACAUACCUUGGUAGAAAAGGUAUUUUGACUGGAUCUAGUGGUCUUAAAAUUGCAUACUUAAGUGGCAUUCACACUGAUAGUAAUAAAUGUGAAAAUUAUCAGUUUACAAAUAAACAUGCUGAAGAUUUAAUAUUAAACUUCACAGAAGGUCUCAAUUCAAAAGGUGUUGAUAUUCUUCUGACAUCUCAAUGGCCAAAACAUAUUGAUAAAUAUGGUGUAACACUUAAAGAAAUCAAUCUAGAAAACUGUGGAUCUGAAAUGAUUUCUAAAUUAGCUUACAUUACAAAGCCUAGAUAUCAUUUUGUUGGUCUAGAAGGAGUGCAUUAUGAACGACUACCAUACAGAAAUCAUAAAGUUUUAGCAGAAUCUACUUGUAAUGUAACUCGUUUCAUUGCUCUAAAUAAAGUUGGCAAUCCAAAUAAAGAGAAGUGGUUGUAUGCAUUUUCUAUUGAACCAAGUUCAUCAAUUGAGCGAACUGAAUUGACGAAACAACCAUUAGAUGUAACUGAAAGUCCUUAUAAUUUCCCAGAAUCAAUUUGCACACCUAAGAAAGAAGCAACACAACAAUUUUUUUAUAAUAUGGAUUACACUGAUGAUGAUGAUGAUUAUAGUAAGAAAAGAAAACAUCGUCAUGUAGAUACUCCUCGUCCAAAGAAACAUCAACCUCAAGGACCAUGCUGGUUUUGUUUAGCAAGUCCUGAAGUGGAGAAACAUUUAGUUGUCAGUGUAGGAGAUCAUAAUUACUUAGCAUUAGCUAAAGGUGGUUUGACAAAUGAUCAUAUACUUAUUCUUCCCAUUGCUCAUCAUCAGUCAACUAUUGAACUUCCACCAGAUGCAUUGCAUGAAAUAGAAAGAUAUAAAGAAUCCUUAAAAAAGUUUUUCAAUUCUCAAAAUAAAACUGUUGUGUUUUUUGAAAGAAAUUAUAAAAGUUCUCAUCUUCAGAUUCAGGUUGUUCCCAUACCACUUGAUAUGAUAGACAGACUUAAAUCAGUCUUCUUUUCUCAAGCAGAUGAAAAAGAUAUAAAUUUAGAUGAAAUUCCUAAACAUUCAGAACUAAGUCAGAUUGUUCCACCUGGUAAACCGUAUUUCUAUGUUGAAUUUGAAUCUGGUGAAAAAUUAUUUCAUAGAAUAAGAACACAGUUUCCUCUUCAAUUUGGCAGGGAAGUUUUAGCAAGUGAAGAAAUUCUAAAUAUACCUCAUUGUGCUGAUUGGAAAGCUUGUAAAUAUACUAAAGCUGAAGAAGUGGAAAUGGCUUCAGAUUUUAAAACGUUAUUCAAAACAUUUGACUUUACAUUGUUAUAAUAAUGUCAUCUAUAUAUAUAUAUAGAAAAGAAUUUGCUUAUGUACAGAACCAUAAAUUUCAUUACAUUAUAAUGUACAAUGAAUUUCUCAUAUUGAAAAUCUGCGCAUUGUCAUCAUAUUUUAGAAAUGUCAAAUAUUUUAGUCAUUUAUUUUGUUAUUUAAUACAAAUAAAUAAAUUAAAUUAAAU
Molecule: messenger RNA, 1825 nt
Organism: Centruroides sculpturatus (bark scorpion)
Lineage: Eukaryota; Metazoa; Arthropoda; Arachnida; Scorpiones; Buthidae
Product: CWF19-like protein 1
Exons: 14
Coding region: 55-1638 (527 amino acids)
Biological process (GO): mRNA splicing, via spliceosome
Cellular component (GO): post-mRNA release spliceosomal complex
Molecular function (GO): RNA lariat debranching enzyme activator activity
Source: RefSeq, a predicted model, not a curated record